AUGGCUUCUCAAGUGCGCCAGAACUACCAUGCUGAGUGUGAAUCUGCUGUAAACAGACUGAUUAACUUGGAAUUUUAUGCCAGCUAUGUGUACUUGUCUAUGUCCUACCAUUUUGACCGUGAUGAUGAAGCUUUGUGCCAUGUAGCUAAGUUCCUGAAGGAGCAAUCCCAGGAAGAGAGGAAGCAUGCUGAGAAAUUUAUGAAAUAUCAGAACACGAGAGGGGGACAUAUUCUGCUCAAGGACAUCAAGAAGCCAGAGAUGGAUGGAUGGGGCAGUACCUUAGAUGCUCUUCAUAGUGCCCUGGCACUGGAGAAGGAGGUCUGCCAGGCACUGCUGGAUCUGCACAAGCUGGCGACUGAGAAGGGGGACCCUCAUCUGUGUGACUUCCUGGAGUCUGAAUACCUAGAGGAGCAAGUGAAGGCCAUCAAGCACCUGGGAGACCACCUCACAAAUCUGCGGCGUUUGGGCCUGCCCCAGAAUGGCACAGGAGAGUACCUGUUUGACAGGCUUUCUUUGGAGAAGAGCAGUUGAAUUCUCACAUCACUGGAAGUUUAUGUACUGCAUGUUGUUUAGGAAACAGAAAUAAAAA
Sceloporus undulatus (fence lizard) is the source of this 589-nucleotide messenger RNA. RefSeq names its product ferritin heavy chain A-like. Gene Ontology annotation, cellular component: cytoplasm. The coding region runs from base 1 to 531 and encodes 176 amino acids. The record is from RefSeq and is a predicted model, not a curated record. Gene Ontology annotation, biological process: intracellular iron ion homeostasis; iron ion transport. Gene Ontology annotation, molecular function: ferric iron binding; ferrous iron binding. Lineage: Eukaryota; Metazoa; Chordata; Lepidosauria; Squamata; Phrynosomatidae. The transcript has 4 exons.